Theobroma umbraticum is the source of this 880-nucleotide messenger RNA. RefSeq names its product Ribosomal L18p/L5e family protein. Lineage: Eukaryota; Viridiplantae; Streptophyta; Magnoliopsida; Malvales; Malvaceae. Gene Ontology annotation, cellular component: ribosome. The record is from RefSeq and is a predicted model, not a curated record. Gene Ontology annotation, molecular function: structural constituent of ribosome; 5S rRNA binding. Gene Ontology annotation, biological process: translation.
AUUAAAUUCCACGUCAGCAUUCUCCUUUUCAUUCUCUUUGAUAAGGAUAUACAUAAUUAAGGGUGAUGUGGAUAAAAUAAUGCAACGGAAAACAAGAGAUAAGUGAGCAGUUUAAGGGAAGGUAACUAUUUUGGUUCUCCCCCACCCCCCACGAGCAUGAAACGCAGCGUAGCUCUCCCAGUGGAACAUUGCAGGAGCCCGCAACACAAUGUGUGCAACUCAAAGUCGGCACGUGCUCCGCUUGGUCCUCUCGUGCCGCAACAUCACCGCGCACGUGACUCAGCCAGGGACCUCCUACAUCGUCGCCAUGGCCUCCUCCACCGAGCAAGAAUUCCUCAUCCAAUACCGCUCCAAGCUCGACCAUUUCCCUCGAUCCCACCACUACUGGGACGCCAAAGUCGCUUCCAGAGUCGGCGAGAAACUCGGCUUCCGCUUGAAGGGGAUCGGCGUCAGCAACAUCGCCAUCGAUGUUAAUGAAGAGAUCUCCAGACCCAUUCACCGCCGGAGAUUGGUUUUGCCGCUCUUUGACUCGUUACGCCGCGUCGGUGUUGAGAUCGACGGUGCCGAUAGGUUGGCGGAAAUCGGGCCUAGCAUGGGUUAGGCUUUCAUUUCGAAAUUCAACAAACGCCAGCAGACAUUCUUCGCCCUUAAUUCUUUAGGAUGCUUUUAUUUACAGAGAUUCGGCUUCUGAAUUAUAUUUUCUGUAAUUCAGAAUUGUUAUAUUUCUUUUUCUUCAGAUAUACCAAAAGGGGUUUUCUGUAAUUGAGAAUUAUUAUUAUUUUCCAAUGAAAAUUUCAAUGCAGUGCUUUACAUUGCUUUGGUAGCUUCUUCUGGGAAGUGCUGGUAGCCAUUUUUGUAACAAUACGAACUGGUAGCAUAA